Messenger RNA from Chaetomium globosum CBS 148.51, 3018 nucleotides. RefSeq lists its product as uncharacterized. The transcript has 5 exons. Gene Ontology annotation, molecular function: nucleic acid binding; protein binding. Lineage: Eukaryota; Fungi; Ascomycota; Sordariomycetes; Sordariales; Chaetomiaceae. The coding region runs from base 1 to 3018 and encodes 1005 amino acids. The record is from RefSeq and is a predicted model, not a curated record.
AUGUCCGACAAUCGUGGCCGUGGCGGUAGGGGCCGUGGCGGCGGCGGCCGCGGUGGUGGUGGCCGUGGCGGCGGCGGCGAGUUCCGCGGCGGUGGUGGUCAAGGCAAUUAUGCCGGCGGCGGUUAUCGCGGUGGCGGCCGUGGAGGUGGGGGUGGUGAUAAUUAUCAAGGCGGCGGCCGUGGAGGUGGCGGCGGCGGCUAUCAGGGUGGUGGUGGUCGUGGGGGUGGUGGUUACCAGGGCGGCGGCGGCGGCGGCGGCGGCUAUCAGGGUGGUGGGCGUGGAGGUGGAGGUGGGGGUGGUUAUCAAGGCGGCGGUCGUGGGGGCGGUCGAGGUGGCCGUGGCGGCUAUUCUGGCCCCGAAGUCUUCGGUUUCGGCCAACAGAUCCCACAGCCUGACAAAAACGUCACGAAUCUGGAGGACAAAUGGAUCAAGGAGCAAGGCCAGAUAGAGUCUAAGAUGCCCGCCCUGUCCGUCUCUGAUCCGUCUGAUGGCCGUGCAUUAUUGCCUGGCCGGCCCGGUCUCGGCACCAACGGCGAACGAAUUGUGCUCUGGGCCAAUUACUUCAAGAUGGACGCCAAGGUUGCGUACUUGUACCGGUAUGACCUCCGAGUCUCUCACACAAAGAUGUCAGAGGAGGAGGGUGAGCCCGCGAAAAAGAAGGUCAAAGCGGAGGGCAACGAAGACGCGAAUAAUGGAAAAAGGGAGGCCAAGGGCAACAAGCUGGCCAAGCUCAUCGAACUCGCUCUGGGCCAGCUGCCGCGCAAUUCCGUGGUCGCUACCGAGUACAAGCAGCAGCUCAUCACGAAGGAGAAGCUCGAACUUCCGGCAGACGGCCACGUGCCAGUCACUCUUGUCGAGCCCAACCGUAAAGACGAGACGUGGUUCGUCCGCUUUGACGGGCCAUCCACCAUCAACGUUCAAGGCUUGAUGGACUACUUGAAGUUGACCGAGAAGGACAACGAUGGCGUUUUCCCGAAGUAUCCCGAGGAGAUUGAUGCACUCGGCGUCGUUCUUGGCCACACUCCGAGGUCAAACGCGGGGACCGCCGCCGUCGGCCGGAACCGUUUUUUUGCCGUCGACUCUACGAAAGACGGGCAAAAGAUGAACCCGAAGAGCUACAUUGAAAUCCUACGUGGCUACGUCCAGAGCGUUCGCCCAGCGACCGGCCGCCUACUGCUCAACACCAACGUUACACAUGGCGUGUUCCGGAAAGAGACUCGGCUCGAAGACUUGUUCAGAAUGAACGAUGUCGCACACUUGAACACGAGGGGCGGGGACCCGAAGACUCUCGUGGAGUUGCACAAACUCCUCUCCAAGACACGGAUUCGAUGCAAGAUCCCCGCAGAUGACGGACAAUUGUAUGUGAGUGAAAGGGGUGCGGCCGGCCUAGCCAGAGUUGGGGACGGCGGCAAGGAAGAAAAGGAUAGACCGAUGUUCAAACCCAACUCGGGUCGUUUCGGCUGCCCUGCCACGGUCAAAUUUUACCUUCGCCCUUCAGAUAAGCCCCCUCCCCCUGGUCUCGUGUACGACAGUUGGGUUAAGGUCGACGAUUAUUACAGAGCUACACUGGACAACAACGAGUUGCUUGCAAACUUUGGCAUCACGGUCGACAAGCAGCUCAUCACAGUGGAGGGCCGCGAGCUUCGCCCUCCCCCCAUCAGCUACUUGAAAGGAAAUAUUGCCCCGACGGACGGCGGUUGGCUCAUGAAGGGGGCCAGGAUCUGUCAGCCCGGAAGGCGCAUUGCCAACUGGACGUACCUGACGAUCGGGGACGGAACGUCGGAUCGGCUCAAGAGGGCUGUCCUGGACUUCGCCAGGUUCUUGAACAACGACAUGGGCGUCCCCAUGAACACCCAGCCAGCUCCGGCAAACGGCUACGUAUCAGCCAGCAACGAACAGAGCUUGCAAAACGUCUUUAAAAAGAUCUCAACACAAAAGCCUCAGCCAGACUUCCUUCUGGUGCUUAUUCCGAACAAGGACGCUGUCACCUACAGCAACAUCAAGAAAUGCGGCGAUUGUCUAUUUGGCAUCCCCACCGUUUGCUGCCGCGAGGAAAAGAUUACGGACCCGAAAGGCCAGAAGGGAUACUUUGCCAACGUUGGCCUGAAGGUCAACUUGAAGUUUGGCGGUGUCAACCACAGGGUCCAGGACACUACCGGGCUCGUUGCGAAGACCAUGUUCGUGGGAUACGACGUCACCCAUCCCACCAAUCUUUCCGCCGGGGCAGCCGAAAAUGCGCCGAGUCUGGUCGGAUUGGUGGCGAGCGUUGACAAGGACCUCGCCCAGUGGCCGGCCGUGACGUGGGCGAACAAGGCCCGGGUCGAGAAGGUUGGGCAAAACGAUGACGGCCAGUUUGUGCGCCACUUCAAAGACCGUCUCAGGCUCUGGCAGGAUUCGAACAACAAGCAAUUGCCCGAGAACAUCAUCAUCUUCCGUGAUGGUGUAUCGGAAGGGCAGUUCAACAUGGUCCUCAAGGACGAGUUGCCCAACAUCCGCCAGGCCUGCCGGGAGACGUACAAAGCGGGAAAGAACUCGCAGCCGCGUAUUUCUCUCAUCGUGUCGGUGAAGCGGCAUCAGACGCGCUUCUACCCUACCGACCCCAGCCAUAUGGGGAGGUCUAAAAGCCCCAAAGAGGGGACCAUCGUCGACCGAGGCGUCACCAACGUCCGCUGCUGGGACUUUUUCCUCCAGGCCCACGCGUCUCUCCAGGGCACGGCCCGCCCCGCCCACUACACGGUUUUGCUAGACGAAAUCUUCCGGUCCAAGUUCGGCGCGAAGGCGGCUGACGUUCUGGAGAAGCUCACGCACGACAUGUGCUACGCCUACGGCCGCGCCACCAAGGCCGUCAGCAUCUGCCCGCCCGCGUACUAUGCCGACCUAGUUGCCACGCGGGCCCGCAUCCACAAGGACGAAUUGUUCGACGACGCGCGUACUGAGACUGGGGAGUUGUCGACGCGGUCGACGGCAAUGGGCAGGACUGUCCACGAUAAGCUGAGAAACACCAUGUACUACAUCUAA